AUGGAAGAAGAAAGCCUCGAUUUCGUGAGGACGCACCAUCCUCUUCCUGAUGCAAUACAGUCGAUGUCGCUAGAAGAUACUGUCUGUAAAUACUGCGGCAUCUCGUACUUGAUCCAUCGAGAAGUCGCGAAGCUGAAGGAUGAAGUGGCCAGACUAAAUGCAGAGUUGGAGAAAACUGAAGCCGACAGAAAACUCUUUGUUGGAAUGAAAAUGAGCACAAACUCAUGUCCGAUAAAAGAACUUGCUGAAUCAGAGAAGAAGCGAACAAGAGCAGCUGUUGUUUUUAAAGACAAAAUCACGACUAUCCAAACUCAAUUCAUCGAGCCACUCAGAAAUGACAUUGACUGCUCAAAAACAUCCGCACAAAAAGAAAUCGACUUCUUGAAAGCUUUCGCAACAGAUGCUGUUCAUCAAAUUUCCAAGACGUUUCAAGAGCGGCAAGCAUAUCGCCACGAAGUCUCAUACGAAGAAACUGAAAGCUUGAAAAAAGAAUUUGCCCAGAACCUAGAAAAUGCCGAGAAUGAGCGAAAAAAUCUUUCAGAUCAGAUAAAUACCCUUCAAAAUAGACUUUCUGACAGUGAAAAUGCCCUGCAAAACUUGAAUUUGGACCGGGAGAAAGUUCAGAGAAAUUAUGAAGAGUCCACGUCCAAGUGUCUUCAACUAGAAGAAAAGCUGAACUCUGCGGAAAAGAAAAGCUCGAACCUGGACUCUCAAAUUCAAAAUUUCAUGCUCAAAAACAAAGAAUUGGAAGAAAAAGUGGCGGAUUCAACCGAAGAAGUCGGAAAACUAAACUCGGAAAUAAUCAAGCUGAAAAGAAGCACUCUACAAAACGAGGAAUUGACGAGAAUGGAGCUUGAUCAAACGAAGAAUCGAGCAUUUUACUUGGAAAACGAAAUGAGAAAUCUGCAAUUUGAGCUUUUGUCGAAAGAAGAUCUCUUGAGAAACUCAGUCCCAGUGGGUGACUUGAAAGAUUUGCAAGAAAAGAAUGAACGCUUGUUGCAAGAAAGUAGAAGUCUCCAAUCCUCUAUCAACAAUCAAAGCAGCCAAUUCGACGAGCUGAAGAAAUACUGCUCCGAAUUGGAAGAAUCGCAAAAGAAAACCAUCGAAAAACUGAAAGCCGAAAGCGAAUCGAAAAUAGCAUCUUUAGAGAAUCAGCUGUUCAAUCUAUCCAGCAGAAAUGUGGAUCAAAAUCGGAUCUACGACCUGGAAGAAGAAAUAAGCAUUGAACGGCAAAAGGCGAAGACAGCGAUGGAACUUGCGCGAAAAGAAAUAGCUGCGGUCGAGGAACGAUUCAGGGAAGUUUUGGAAGAAAAAGAGCAAAUUUUACAGAAGUCAAGGAGCAUCGCGCAAUCUAAUGAAGAUAAUCAAGACAAAAAUAUCGGAAAUCUUAAAGCGCAAAUGCUCCAGCUCACUAGAGACAAAGACAAGCUAGAAUCCUCUCUCAAAAAAGCAGAAGAACAAAUUUCAACGAUAAAAGAGGAUCAUUCUGCGUAUCUGGAGCAAAUGAAUCAAGGACAGAAAGCGACUGAAGAAAGAUUGGCAACACUUGAAGAAGAGAAUGGAAAACUUCUUGAAACCAUUCGAAAACAAAUAGGGACAGAGCAAAAGAUUAAUUAUUUCAUGAGGAUUUCAAACUUCAAAUACGAGCGAGCUGAUCUGCAAAGAACAAUCGAUGGAUUAAAAGAUCCGAACGCAGAAAAAGAAGUCAUUCUCCUCCCCGUCACAAGCAGACUCAAAGCCGCAUCCUUACCUCCUUUAGAAAAGCCAAGAUCGCGACAUGAACCGACUCGAGCAUGGCCCUCGAAUUCAGAAAUUUCUGGCGCCAGUGCGCCACCGGUAAAUCACCGGUCGAAUACUGGCAUCCAUUCUUCUAAUUCUGCGCCUCAAAUCAAGCCCCCUAAUUUGUCGAAAAAGUCUGAGCUGAAUCUGACAUCUAUUCGCCAUCGUCUCAAUGCCGCCAUGAAUCGUGGGAAAUCCUUCCGCUAA
This is a messenger RNA of Oikopleura dioica, 1986 nucleotides long. The record is from the annotation of a GenBank genome assembly. NCBI's taxonomy places the organism in Eukaryota, Metazoa, Chordata, Appendicularia, Copelata, Oikopleuridae.